GAUUCACGCACUUUAACCAGAGCAUCUGGUUGUCCGGAAUCGUAGUGAAGGCAAGGCUUGCUAACCGGCAUAAAUCACAAGAAGAAGAAUCGAAGUAAAGAUACCUGUGAAGCCCUUUAAACAUGAAUUUUCAGGGAUAUGGUGCACCAGCUGCCGUCGGGUAUGGAAGUGGAUUUCCUGGACAACAGCAGCAGGACCCUCUGUAUGGAUACUUUGCUGCAGUUGCUGGUCAUGAUGGUCAGAUAUCUGCAGAGGAACUUCAAACUUGUCUAACUCAGGCCAACUUCUCUGGUGGCUACAGACCUUUCAACCUUGAGACAUGUAGACUGAUGAUCAGCAUGCUUGAUAGAGACAUGUCUUGCUCCAUGGGUUUCAAUGAGUUUAAGGAGUUGUGGGCAGUACUUAGUGGAUGGAAGCAGCACUUCAUGAGCAUCGACAGAGAUAUGAGCGGCACAGUUGACUCGCAGGAAAUGAACCUGGCUGUCUCCUCUAUGGGAUACAGGUUAAGUCCUCAAACCAUGAGCUGCAUAAUAAAGCGUUUCAGCUCUAAUGGAAAGAUCUCAUUUGAUGAUUAUGUUGCCUGCUGUGUCAAACUGAGGAGCUUGACUGAUCUGUUCAGCAAGAGGAACCAGGUCCAACAGGGAAUGGCAGCAUUUCAAUAUGAUGAUUUUAUCCAGUGUACCAUGAGCAUCUAAAAGAAGGAUCCAUGAUGCCCGUUUUCCCCAAUCUGAAAGACUACAGAUCAUAAAGGAUGGGGAUGGGAACAAUGGGUCUUGACAAGCCUGAAUAUAAUAGUCAUUCUAUAAUUAGGGGUACAUUUCAUAUCAACCUAUAAGUGAAGAAAUCAGUGUGUUUUUUUGCUAAAUAUUCUACUUGUUUCCAUAAUAUAUCACUGGAAUGUGCAAAAUUCAUUAAUUGGCAAGCUUAAGCUCAAAUGAUAACUUAAAUAUUUAAAUCAAAAUAAACGUAUGAUUCAUUAUUUUGUCAAAUGUGUUACAGACAAAAGUUGUAUCAUAGAAGACAUGAAUGAAAUACUAAGCAUUUGAUAAAACAUUUGUUUGCAAGUUCUUUAGUCUAUUCUUCAGUGUGUUUGUGGUUGUUUGUCGAACUGCUUUUAAAAUAUGAAUUUUAAGCUGGAUAAUUGAUAUUCUGUGGGAUAGUAUCAUCAAGGAUUUUUUUAUCCACAUUACGUUGAAUUUAGAGUUAUUCAACAUUAUUAUGUCAGACCUUGCGCUCUAAAAAUGUCCCCCGUCAUUUUUAUUACAGUUCAGCCAACAUUUAAACAAAUUAUGGCACAAAAAUCCCAUGUAACACAGUUGACAACAAAAUAACACAGUUGACAACAAAGUAACACAGUUGACGGGAAGCAUUAGGAAAAGAAGAGAGAAACCUUGCUUUAUGAUAAAAACUUUAUUUUGAUAACAAAUCUACAAUCUGUCAGAUGCAAUUAAGGCAUGCCACUUUUCUCGUUGUUUCUUUAAAUAUGCAGCCCUUUUCUCAGGAUCAGCAUCACGCCGAGCCCUGUACUGGCGCUGCUUCUCGGCAGCAGAUAACCUCAUCUCUCUAGA
Messenger RNA from Triplophysa rosa, 1568 nucleotides. RefSeq names its product sorcin (gene sri). NCBI's taxonomy places the organism in Eukaryota, Metazoa, Chordata, Actinopteri, Cypriniformes, Nemacheilidae. Gene Ontology annotation, molecular function: calcium ion binding. The record is from RefSeq and is a predicted model, not a curated record. Bases 123 to 695 code for a protein of 190 amino acids. The transcript is spliced from 8 exons.